AUGGUGACCAAGAAAUUACUUUGUGAAUCGGUUAUAUUUCUUCCUUUGAAAGACUUACGUUACUCAUCGACAGCUCAACAAGGACACACAUGGUUCAUGAGUUCAAUGUAUGACACACAUGAAGAAGGUGAAGUCCAAUACCAAAGAUUCCCUUCAAAUGCAUCAAAAGGUAAAGUUUUGUGCCUUAAAGGUAAUAACACUCAUGAUGGCGCAUGGAAUUCAUAUGCACUAGCAUGGCCUGAAUAUUUGCCUUACAACUCUACUUUAAAGAAAGGUCUCACAUUUGUGUCAUACAAUCACUAUAAUUAUGAUAACAUUUGGCAUGGCUUGUCAUCUAUGGUACCAUUUGUAGCAUGGCAUAUCAAGAACAGCCAAUGUUCGCGUACUCCCACUAGAUGGAUUUUGUACCAUUGGGGUGAAGUUAGGAUUAAAAUGGGAUCUUGGUUGAAAUCUUUAAUGGAAGCUACUUUUGGUGAACCACUUCAAAUUGAAAAUAUUAGUAAUAAUGCUACUUGUUUUGAGGAUGCUGUGGUGAUGAGACAUAAUGAAGGGGGUAUGUCUAGACAAAAAAGGAUUCAAGUAUAUGAUUUGCUAAGGUGUAAGGCUAGAAUUUAUUGUAAUGUAAGCGAAAGGAAAACGCCAGUGAUCGGAAUGACAAUGUUCAUGAGAGUUAACAAUGGACCAAGAUCUUUCAAGAAUGAUUCUGCUGUCAUUGGAAUUUUUUACAAGGAAUGUAAAAAGAUGGAAGGCUGCCACUUCAUACUUGCUUACUCCAAUAAUCUCACUUUCUGUGAACAGGUGAGGGUGAUGAGUUUGACAGACAUACUAAUAUCUCCACACGGUGCACAAUUAACAAACAUGCUCCUCAUGGACAAAAACAGCAGUGUGUUAGAGUUUUUCCCCAAAGGAUGGCUUAAAAUAGCAGGUGUAGGCCAAUAUGUGUAUCACUGGAUAGCUAGUUGGUCAGGGAUGAAACACCAAGGAGCAUGGCGUGAUCCUGAUGGCGAUUCUUGCCCUUACUCGGACGAUGAUAAACGUUGCAUGUCCAUUUAUAAAAAUGGCAAAAUUGGAUACAAUAAGACCUAUUUUUCUGAAUGGGCUAGACGUGUUCUUAAUGAAGUGAAAAUAAGGAAGAAGGAAGAAUUAGGCUCAGAAAAGAGUUCACAUGUUACUUCUACUACCUGUUACUGUUCUUAA
Molecule: messenger RNA, 1197 nt
Organism: Solanum tuberosum (potato)
Lineage: Eukaryota; Viridiplantae; Streptophyta; Magnoliopsida; Solanales; Solanaceae
Exons: 2
Coding region: 1-1197 (398 amino acids)
Molecular function (GO): glycosyltransferase activity
Source: RefSeq, a predicted model, not a curated record